This is a messenger RNA of Anarrhichthys ocellatus (wolf-eel), 2253 nucleotides long. RefSeq names its product protein krueppel-like. The record is from RefSeq and is a predicted model, not a curated record. Gene Ontology annotation, biological process: regulation of transcription by RNA polymerase II. Lineage: Eukaryota; Metazoa; Chordata; Actinopteri; Perciformes; Anarhichadidae. The transcript has 2 exons. Bases 96 to 1079 code for a protein of 327 amino acids. Gene Ontology annotation, molecular function: DNA-binding transcription factor activity, RNA polymerase II-specific; RNA polymerase II cis-regulatory region sequence-specific DNA binding.
AAGAAUAAGAAAAAGAAGUAGGCGCGCUUUAGCUCAAAGUAACAACACGCGGUCAUCAUUUAGCGGUUCCUUCUCUCUGCUUUGAACAGUCGAAAAUGUUAAGACUCCAGAGCGUGAGAGUGUUCGUCUGCCAGCGGCUCACUGCAGCUGUGGAGGAGAUAAUCGGCCACUUAGAGUCCACAAUGACCGAGUAUGAAGAGGAGAUGGAGUGCCGCCAUCGCAAGCUGCUGGAUUCGGUUUCCAAACGUGAGGAGAAGCUGCAAACAGUCGAUGUCCAGCUUAAUUUGCUGAUUAAAGAAGAGCAGCAGGAUUUGAGGCCCAGCCUGGACCAGGAGAACCCAGUGUGCCCACACAUUAAAGAGGAACAGGAGGAUUUCUGGACCAGUCAGGAGGUUAAAAGCCAGCUACCAGCACUGCAGGAGGAUACCCCAGAGCUCCCAUUCACUCCUAUCGCUGUGAAGAGUGAGGAUGACCAGGAGAAACCUCAGUCCUUACCGCCUCAUCAAAGACAAACUGACGAAGACAGAGAGGCAGAGCCUCCAGCCAGCAGCUCAGCUGAACACAUGGAAACAGACGCUGAUGGAGAGGACGGUGGAGGAUCAGAACCAGACAGGGGGUCAGUCCCUGCUUUUAAAUGUCUCUCUGGACCUGCUAAUAAGACUUCACGGUGUUCUGGUGCUGUGACUAAAGAACGUGAUGCUGAUCGGAAGGGGAUCAGGAAACCUCAGACAGAUUUAAGUGUUGUGAAAAAUAUAGUUCCUGUAAGUGAUGUGGGACAUUAUACUGGCAAUAAAUUGUUUAGCUGCUCAAAAUGUGGCAAAAGAUUUGACCAGAAGCACCAUCUUCAGACACACAUGAGAUGUCAUACUGGAGAGAAACCCUUUAGUUGUUCUCUUUGUGGUAAAAGAUUCUCUCAGAAGGGAAAUCUGACACAACACAUGACGAUCCACACAAGGGACAAACCAAUUAGUUGUUCUGUUUGUGGCGAAAGAUUUACACAAAAAGGAAAUCUGACACAACACAUGACGGUCCACAGAAGAGAGAACUUUGUUGGUGAGAGAUUGACAAAGGGAUUCUGAGAGAACUCGAUAGCAUUCAGUUUACAGUCGCACAUCAAAACUCCAAAGUGACAGCAGCAGUAGUGAAGCAAUGAUCUUCUUACUUUCUUUCUUGGUUUUCAUACUCUUAGCAAUGUUGAUUGGAAUGAACAUGGCGCUGUCUCCAAUGCUGCAUCCAGUUCUCCAACAUUUUUUUUGAGUAGUAUCAACAUAGACAUGCAACUGUCGCUCAGGAGGUGAUCAGAAUAUUAAAUACACUUAAUUAAUUUGUCACUUUUCUUAACAAGGUUACGAAGUGUUUUACAGAAAACAAAAAUGGCAGAUAAAAAUCUAAACCGCAGCUAUAGCCUUCAGUGUACUAACCACACGUUUGUUUUAUAUUGCUGACUCCAGUCCUUUUGAAAUUGUAAUGAAAUUUAUGUUUUUUAAGCCCACAUGUUGAAGUGUGGCAAAGACGUAGUACCCCAAACUGCUCCUGAUGGUCAGCACCUUACAUGGUAGCUCGCUGCAAUCUGUGCUGUGAAUGGGUUUUUGGCUCAAAAUACUAAAUGAAUGCAGUCCAUUUACAAAGACAAAUUCUAAAGACAGUUAUUAGUUUUUUUUGUUGUAAAUUCAACAUUUCUGUAUUGUUGUCUAUGGAUGAUGUCCUUGAGAGUCCCUUAUUGAAUCUCAGGUUUACCUUUCAACAUUUGCAAUCAACUGAAGGUGAAAAUAACUAAAACUCAAAGAUAUCUGUUCACCUUUUAUUGGCUGAGAAGACAAGACACUAAAGUUUUUAUUGGCAGCCUAAUUAGUGUUCACAGCCUGUACUAACAAUGUGAAAGUGAGAUGAGCAGCAUAAUCUGAAUCACCUGAAUUGGCCAAGUAUGUGUGAAAAUACAAGGAAUUUUUGCAAUUUCUUGCAUUUCUCUCAAUAUACUUAACACAGAAAAAUAAAUAACAGCUAGGAACAUGAACAAAGCGGAAGAAAUAAAGGUAAAGAAUAGACAAGUAUUCUGUAUGUUGUAAUUUAUAUUAACACUGAGCCACCUGCCCAUAAGGACUAUCCAUUCAAAAGAUAUUAGAUAGGGAAUGCAAUGGUCAUGAAUCAAGUUCAAGGUUACUUUUUUAUCUUAAAGUUACAACAAGGAACUUUCAUUUUGUGCUGAUUUAGGUGGCCCCAAUGGACAAAAGUGGUAGUGUUUCCGAACACCAG